Messenger RNA from Nerophis lumbriciformis (worm pipefish), 6532 nucleotides. RefSeq names its product KIAA1217 ortholog. NCBI's taxonomy places the organism in Eukaryota, Metazoa, Chordata, Actinopteri, Syngnathiformes, Syngnathidae. Gene Ontology annotation, cellular component: cytoplasm. The record is from RefSeq and is a predicted model, not a curated record.
GAAAGAGAAUCAGGAGAAGACCGUUUGGUCCAGGCACCGGAGAGUCUUCAAUGGCUAAUCAAGAGUGGGCAAGGCGGGGAUACGAGGACACCGAGGCAUGCGGACGACGGCCGGGUUCUGGAAACUGACUGUGCUUCAACUUCUUCUUUCGCAAGAGAUGAGCAGAGACAAGAGAAAAUAGCAGGAAGAAAGUAAAGAAAAAACAAGCAAGAAGGGGAGAUGUCCAAGACCUCUUCCCGCCUGGGUCGACCUGGAUCCAAGAACUUCAGUUCAAGGAUGGACCCGCAAGGUAACCGCUCAUGCAUGCUGCGCAUCGGGGAGAGGCUGAUGAGAGCCGGCAGCGAGGGAAACUUGGCCCAAAGGCCCUUUUUGACCCAGAGCCAGAACCAAAACAAGGCUUCCGGAUUAGGACAAGGACCUGAUGGAACAACCAAAGUGGACUCUUCUGUGGAGGACACGGUUCUGGAGCCUGCAGGGAAGUAUUGUAGUGAAGACCCCGGGACCCCGUCUCUGGCCCCCUGCUCCUCGGCUCUGAGCUGUGAGUCGGAGCCAGCGAGCACGCGUCACGCCAACAACAACCUGCUCCCGGACCCCGGUGGACCUCCCGCCUCUCCCGCCACGCGUCCUAGAAACCAGAGUGUGGCGAGUCAGCACUCGCAGGUGGCGAGGAAGAAGGAGGUGUUCCUGGACCACCUGAGGCAGAAGUACCCAGACCACGCCGACAUCAUCCUGGGACACCACGAGGAGAAGAUGUGGGGCCCCGUGGCCCCUGAGGGUCGGUGUGACGCAGACAUGAGUGAUGGAGACUGGCAGACGGUCCCUUUCUCCAGGGGCUGCAGGUCCAGGUCUAGUCUGCCUGUGGGACGAUCCGGCAACCAAGACCAGGAGCCGCUUGGUGUGCUGUACCUGCAGUAUGGAGACCAGACCAAGCAGGUCCACGUGCCCACAGAGAUCAGCAGGGACCAGGACCUGCACGACCUCUUUCUGGCGGCUUUCCCUCAGCAGCUCACCGCCAACAUGCUAAAGUCUCCCAACAUGGCCGUCUACAUCAAAGACGCUCGCCGCAACCUCUACUUCCACCUGGAGGACGUCAGAAACAUCACAUCCCGCUCAUGUCUGAAGGUUUAUCACAAAGAUCCAUCACACGUGUUCAACCGCCACGCCCGGCCCGCCGCCGCAGAAGGACGGGUGGCGUACGGCAGUCACAGUCCAGUCCACACUCUGUCAUCGCCCGGCCGAGCCGCCCUGCAGAGCUCCAUGUCGCCCCCUAUGGUGCGCUCCAUGCCCUCCUCGCCGUCCAGGUUGGCCUACAGUGGGAGGAGCUCCCCGGGCCUGGCGGCGGGGGCGGAUGCGGGCAGUACUGCCUUGCUCAGGGACCGGCUAUCUGGGACGGGGCGGUCCGGCAGCCUGAGCGGCAGCAGCGCCAUACUGGAGAGGAGAGACGUCAAACCUGAUGAAGACGUAAACAACAACAAGAAGAAGAAGACCACGGCCCUAGUGCUGCGUGCAGAAGGAGGACUACAUUACCCAGAAUCUCUCAGCAGCUUAGCUUCCUGCCCGAGUAGUUCUUCUUCUUCCCUGGCAGCAGACGUGCAGGACUGUGGUCUCUCUGGGCUCUCUGGCGUCUCCGCUGGUCUGCAGCAGUACCACGCCUCCAUCAGACCUCUACCGGGUCACGCCGACACCUUGGAACAACAAACACAAUCCUCACACAGACAAAGAGGAAACAGGAAGUACGUCGACAGCCAACUUCCUGCUUUCACCAGCCAAACCCCGCCCCCUUCCCCUCAAAGAGUGAAAGAAGUGAAGACGGCCAAUCAGAUCAUCGGGGGGUUAGGUCUGGUCUCCGCGGACAAGAUGGCUUCCAGGCGGCCACCUUCAAGGCGGGAAAGUGAGGGCGUUGCCAUGGAGACCAUGAGCAGGAGAAGAGGCAGUGGCUCCUCCUCCUCCUCCUCCUCCGUCUUUCUGGACUUUGGCCCCGCCCCCCCUGAACCGCUGGGUCACAUGACCGCCUUCCACGCUCAGAGUGAGAGACUGAGGGCCAUGGAGGAACAGAUCUCCAGUCUAGCAGGAAUGGUCCAACAUGUUUUGUCCACAGGAGACAAGAACACAUUUGUCAGUGAGAGCAGAGAGAAAAGUCCAGCAGUUGCGAUGAGCGACAGAAUAGGUUCCGCCUCCGUCGCUCGUCAGGCUCCGCCCACCGAGAGCAAAGCCCAGCAGAGUUUGGCGCAGCUGAGAAGAAGUGUGUGUGACCUUCGACUGCAGCUGACUCACCUGAGACACCUGCAGGUGUCGCAGCAGCAAAGCACCAGGUCCAUGCUGCGGAUGGCCGAGCAGGAGCUGGUCUUGCUGAUGUCCGAGCGCUGGUCUCAGACCGAGGACAGGACUUGUGGACCACGAGUCCAGAUGGAGGAGGAGAGACUGCACUACCUGGCCACUGAGGAGAGCAUCCUGCAACAACUCAGCCACCUGGAGGCGUACGUGAGUCGCUUGCAGACGAGCGGCGUUUCUUUUCCUGCCCACGUGCCCACGGCCCUGAGAGACGUGGAGGAGGGGGCGGUGAACCUGCGCAGAGUCGGCCAGACCCUCGCCGCCCUGAAAGAAGAGUUUCCAGAACUGCAAGUGAAGAUGCGCUCAAUGCUCCGGUUGGAGAUGGACGCGGUGCGGUUUUUGAAGGAGGAGCCCCAGAAGAUGGACUCCAUGUUGAAGAGGGUCAAAGCCCUGACUGAAGCUCUCAGCUCCCUCCGCAGAUGCGUGUCGGAAUCAAGUCCCGCAGCCAGGGGGGAGUCCGUAAGAGUCCUGGAAGCGGACCAGGAGCGGAGUCCGCACACCUCCCCGAAACCGCAGCCCCGAAACCGGGCUCCACCUGGUCUACCUUCCACUUUAGCGCAGCCUGAGCUGGUGUUUGCAGGCCCAGGUUCUCCGGUCUCAACACGCCGAGUGAAGACCACCGUGAUCCAAGCCCACCAGCAUAGUCCGCCCCUGACGCCCACCCACGGACGAGACCUACCAACCGUGGCUAAGGUGAGUCCUCGCAGUCGAGAGGGAAGCCCCGCCCUGCAGAAGCGGCCCGGUGGUCCUGACACCGUCCGCUCCAGUGAAGUUCACAGGUCCAGUGUGCCAGAACCCAGUCACACCUCGGACCAGGUCCAGACUUGUGUCCAGGACGCCAGCAGAGCCCCCGAGACUGCAGGGAGAGAAAGUCCGGAAGGAAGUCCCAAGCGGACCUCCCAGGUCACCGAGGACUUGGACCAAGUCCUCCGGGAGGCCCGGGCCAGCCUGACCAAGUCCACCCCGGAAACUACAGAAGCAGAAGCGUCUCCGAGCAGCAGACGGAGCCCCCGGACGCAGGUGGAGAAACCUCGGCGACCCAGCGUGGAGAAGAAGCCGAGUCCCGACCCGGGUCACAGUUCCCCGAGUCCCCCGAGGAGGUCGCAGGCCCUCAGCAGCGGUGUAGCCGCGGGAAGGACUGGAGAAGUUCUCUUCACCGCCAGGAAGGAAGCUGCUGGAUCACAGAAGGACGUGGGAGACAAAGAGACGUCUGUUGUUCCUCAAGCUAAACCCCCGAGACAAGCACCAGAAGUCAGACCUAAACCUGUGGACGCUCCUGCGGACCAUGAAGCUGGCCGGAGGUUUAUGAAAGAACUGCAGGUACAGUACAGAACGGUUACUCCAGAAACGCCCAGCAGUACUUUGCCAAGUGAGAAAGGUAUGUUCGAAGUCCAACCAAAGACACUUCCAGAAGCAAAGGUGCCUGGUCAGAAUCCCUCGCCGACAAUGAACACCAAGUCAAAGUCCCAUGUAGAACCUCCUAGUGGUUGCCUUGACUACCAUUCGAUGACUGUCGCAUCAGGGGGAGUCUAUAAAUCUGGGCAAGGGUCUCACCAGAACGAAGAAAACAAAAUAGUCGAACACGAAUCGAAGUCUAACGUUAUGCGGACUCCGAAGAGUGAGGAACCUCCAAGUGCAGUCUCCAAAAAUGAUCAAGUCCAAAACAUCGAGGAACGUUUGAGCCAAGAUAAAGAUGGCGUGUCUCGGGUGGCCAGAACGGGUGAUCGGGCAACCGUCCGUUCAAUCCCAGAAAACACGAUUUUAACAACAGGCACGGAAAUAGCUGCUGAGCUUGAGAAGUGUGCUCGCAGUUCAUCAGACUUGCAAACGCUGCAAAGACCACAAGCUUCAGGUGUUUGUGUCCAAGAAUCGUCGCCAGACCGUAAGCAGGACCCAAAUGCAGACACGGACGGAAAUGGCAAGCAGCCAACCCAAAAGCUCGAUUUGCAGCACUCUGAAGAAGAAGGGAGUUUGAGUCCUGAUAUUUUAGACGAAGGGGGAUCACCUCCCCCACCUCCUCCAGCCAGUAAGAUUGCCCUUCGCUUGGCAAAGAAAAAAAUCAGAGCACUGUCCAAAGAACAAGAUCUGGACCGAGUGAAUGUCUCUGGCACCCAAACAACAGCAGCGUUAGGAAAAGCGGUGCAGCCCAUUGGUCGGGUUUAUGAUAACCAAGGUUUUGAGGACAAUGACAAGCAGCCCUUUAAUGACCUUCAGUCAGACUUUAAGCGCCUGUCUACGAUCUUUGAAUCAGAGGAGGAUCUGGAUCGGAUUGUUUCUCCAGAGAGUCCUGUGGAAGAGGAGGAUGUUGAGCAAGUCUCCUUAGCAAAUAUAAGCUCAGGAUCCAAAGACAUUUCACUGCCAAACCGACCUCAAACAGAUAACUCUGUGGAUGGAAACCAAGACAGGAGUAAACCAGGCAAGGCAGUGACUAAAUUUAAAUUCAAGUUUCCCAAAAGCAAACUGGCUAGUAUUGGCCUGACCAUUCGAUCAGGGAAAACCGAAAAGAAGACUCCUGAAGUGGCUGUACCGAAACAAGAGGAAGUAACGACAUCAGACCGAAAGCCUGAGUCCAAGAAACUGAGCAAAAAAUCUGGCAGGUUUAGGAUUCCUGGGUCCAAACAAAACCUCAGCCAUGACAAGCUCAAUGGAACUAGUCCAGAUUCUUCUUUUACCAGUGAACACGUCUUUAAGCCCAAGUCCCACAGCCAAGCAGAAGAGCUGAGUAAGACAACGUCAAACUCCUUUGACAGUUUAGAUGAGUCCAUUAAACGUCUGGAAAUCAGCAAGGACAGUUUCAGAAGGUCUUCCUCUUCUGUGGCUCCCUUUCCUGCUGCAUUGCCCGUCUCUUCCUCCAGUGACAGGGCUCGUUCUUCAGGCAAGGUCAGGCGACAGAGGGAAGGAAGCCCAUCAAAGAGGCCGGCCCCUGAGAUCCCCACCAGCCCAAAUUCACCCAAGAGCAAGAGGGUCAAACCACAACCUCCAAACUAACCAGUGAAAUCCUCUACCAAGAAACAGACCACCGGCUCUUCGGCCCAGCGAUCCCACAUCACCACGUCUUGUCGUUCAAUUCCCUCUUCAGGCUCACCUGAGAAGGCGCCCAAGCCUGCCCAGAAGAAACCCAGUCAGUCGAGUCCCGCCGACUCCCGACCGUGAACCUCACCGGAGCAAGCGUCAGCGCCGCCCUGGCUCCGCCUCUGGCUCCGCCUCUCAGCUCACCUGCUACUCGUCUUCGUCCUCACCGUGCUCCUCGUCUUCGUCCUCGCCGCGCUCCCCCUCCCCUUCCUCCUGUCUCCUGCACGCCGUGGUGGCGAGUCAUGGAGGGCGGAGUCUCCCGGCGUCUUUGUCCAACGGCGCUACUCGCAGCAGGAAAUACGUCAAAGGUAGCGACGCACAGCGCUGCUAGCCACCAAGUACGCUAACACAACAAACCAAACAUGCUAACACAACAAACCAAACAUGCUAAGUUAUGAGUCAUGAUAACACAGAAGGGCCAUUUCACCAAAUGCUAACAGUUAGCAGGCGUCAGGUAUCAAAAAGAUAUGACCUCUGAGUCUUACACCAGCAAAAUUAGAUUUAAGAAAAAUGCUAACAUGCUAACAUUAGCAUGCUAAAAUGCUAACAGGUGUCAGGUUUCAAAAGAUAUGACCUCUAAAGCUUACACCUGCAAAAUGAGAUUUUUAAAAAUAGCUAGCAUGUUAACAUUAGCAUGCUCAAAUGCUAACAGUUAGCACGCGUCAGGUAUCAAAAGAUAUGACCUUGGAAGCAUAUACCUGCAAAAUAAGAUUUUUUUUUAUUAAAGCUAGCAUGCUAACAGUUAGUAGGCGUCAGGUAUCAAAAGAUAUGACCUCUGAGGCUUACACCUGUAAAAUGAGAUUAAAAAAAAAAAAAAUUGCUAGCAUGCUAAUGUUAGCAUGCUAAAAUGUUAACAGUUAGCAGGCGUCAGGUAUCAAAAGAUAUGACCUCUGAGUCUUAUACCAGCAAAAUUAGAUUUAAAAAAAAUGCUAACAUGCUAACAUUAGCAUGCUAAAAUGCUAACAGUUAACAGGUGUAAGGUAUCAAAAAAAUAUGACCUCUGAGGCUUACACCUGCAAAAUGAGAUUUAAAAAAAAAUAUUGCUAGCAUGCUAACAUUAGCAUGCUAAAAUGUUAACAGUUAGCAGGCGUCAGGUAUCAAAAGAUAUGACCGCUAAAGCUUACACCUG